UUUGAUAUGGAAAGUGCUCUCUACCAACUUUUUCGAGAAGAGGGAAUAACCGUUGUUUCUACAGGACAUCGUUUUUCCCUUAAACAAUUUCAUGACUUGGAACUUUCUUUGAGGGGACGGCAAUGGACGAUAAUUGAUUUAUUGGAGGCAAGUCAUACAGAUCGCUCAAUUACUUCAAAUAACACGGCUUCUUAG
Messenger RNA from Meloidogyne enterolobii, 195 nucleotides. The record is from the annotation of a GenBank genome assembly. NCBI's taxonomy places the organism in Eukaryota, Metazoa, Nematoda, Chromadorea, Rhabditida, Meloidogynidae.